Paracoccidioides lutzii Pb01 is the source of this 426-nucleotide messenger RNA. RefSeq lists its product as hypothetical. The coding region runs from base 1 to 426 and encodes 141 amino acids. The record is from RefSeq and is a predicted model, not a curated record. The transcript has 2 exons.
AUGACGACGUCCCAAGAUAGGCUGGUGGAGACGAAAAUGGUACAAGUUGCGAAUCAUGCAGAGCCCCCUCCGGCUUCGGGGGAGUAUCACACGUCUCUGGCACCUCAAACAAGAAACCUGCCUUACUCUGCUGCGACUUUUGCUACCUGGUUCAACCUUUUCCUGGCCCUACCAUAUCCCCGAGUCUGUUCCUCCAUUGCGCCUGGUCGAAGGACCCGGACCUUUGCUGGAUCCGCCAGUACGAAAGAUCCACAUCGUAUCCCUGAUCCACACGAUCCAGAUCCGAUUCGCUACGCAAUUAUUGCUUGUUUAGUCGAGUUUAUGCCGGAGGUUUUUAACUUCAACCUGAGCAUUGGCAUGAGGAGAGAUGGGAAUGAUGUUCAUCCGAAGGAUUGGGAUGGCUCCAACAAUUCAUAUGCGCCCUAA